Molecule: messenger RNA, 2483 nt
Organism: Neopsephotus bourkii (Bourke's parrot)
Lineage: Eukaryota; Metazoa; Chordata; Aves; Psittaciformes; Psittacidae
Gene: SLC5A11
Product: solute carrier family 5 member 11
Exons: 16
Coding region: 452-2476 (674 amino acids)
Biological process (GO): transmembrane transport
Cellular component (GO): plasma membrane
Molecular function (GO): D-glucose:sodium symporter activity
Source: RefSeq, a predicted model, not a curated record
GGAUUCUGCUCUCUGCGAGGCUCGGGCACUCUCGCUGUCAGCUCCCCCCCGUGCCAUGCCGCGGGCUGUCAGCUCGGGAGGACAUCAGCGUGGCUGGGUUAUUGUUGCCUGUCCCUUCUCUGGCUGUGCAGAUUGCUUAAGAGAAAGGCACUCUGUGGAGUUUGACCCGUGAGCCCUGAGAGUGAAAAUAACGCGCGGCUCCUCACCAGAGCCACGGGACACCGAGAGACGGACUCCGGGCCAGUGGUUUAACUUUGACUAUCGCUAGUCCUCCUCGUUCCUUGGGACACCGUUAACGGCUCCGCUGGCAAAUCCCGACCCUCUGGCAAUAUUUAAGCUGCCUGUCAGUUGGCAGAGGCUCGGUGGUGCCUGGUGCAGGGGACAGAAUGAGACCCGGCUGAGCGCAAUACAUGCAUCGAGGCAGAGAAGCACCGGGCCUGCAGAGGAAGCCAUGGAGACCACCAGCAGCACCCCUGUGACCCCCCCGUGGGACGUGUUCCCCCAGAGGACACUGGAAGCCGUGGACAUCGCUGUCCUUGUGCUGUACUUCGUGUUCGUCCUCGCGGUUGGGCUGUGGUCCAUGUGGAAGACGCAGCGCAGCACUGUGAAAGGCUACUUCCUAGCUGGAGGCCAGAUGGUUUGGUGGCCUGUGGGCGCAUCCCUGUUUGCCAGCAAUGUUGGAAGCGGCCACUUCAUCGGCCUGGCUGGGUCAGGAGCCGCCUCGGGAAUUGCCGCAACAGCCUAUGAGUGGAAUGGGAUGUUCUCUGUCCUGGUGCUGGCCUGGCUGUUCCUGCCGAUUUACAUCGCAGCGGGGGUUACCACCAUGCCAGAGUACUUGCAGAAACGUUUUGGAGGCAAAAGAAUCCAGAUGUUCCUGGCGAUUCUCUAUUUGUUCAUCUACAUCUUCACCAAAAUAUCAGUUGACAUGUAUGCUGGGGCCCUCUUCAUCCAGCAAGCCUUACACUGGGACCUCUACAUCGCUGUGGUGGGCUUGCUGGCCAUCACGGCCGUUUACACCGUUGCAGGUGGCCUGGCCGCAGUGAUCUACACGGACGCGCUGCAGACCUUCAUCAUGCUCAUCGGGGCUGUGACUCUCAUGGUCUUCAGCUUUGUUGAAGUUGGUGGUCUUGAAGGCUUGCAGACAAAAUACUUCGAUGCCAUUCCCAGCUCCCGCAAGGAGAACAGCAGCUGCGGCUUGCCAAGGAAAGACGCUUUCCACAUAUUCCGAGACCCUGUUAACUCCGACCUCCCCUGGCCAGGGGUGCUGGUGGGAAUGACCAUCCCGUCCCUGUGGUACUGGUGCACAGAUCAGGUCAUUGUGCAGAGGUCCCUUGCUGCUAAAAACCUCUCCCAUGCCAAAGGAGGCUCCCUGAUGACCUCCUACCUGAAAAUCCUGCCCCUCUUCAUGAUGGUGAUGCCGGGCAUGAUCAGCAGAAUUCUCUUCCCAGACCUGGUGGCUUGUGCAGAUGCAGAAAUCUGCCGGAAAGUCUGUGGCAACCCAUCGGGCUGCUCCGAUAUCGCUUAUCCCAAGCUGGUCCUAGAGCUGCUGCCUACAGGACUCAGGGGCCUGAUGAUGUCGGUGAUGAUCGCAGCUCUCAUGUCCUCCCUGACUUCCAUCUUCAACAGUGCCAGCACCAUCUUCACCAUGGACCUCUGGAAGCACUUCCGUCCCCGGUGCUCCGAGUGGGAGCUCAUGAUUGUUGGCAGGGUCUUUGUGCUGCUGCUCACUGUGGUCUCCAUCCUGUGGAUCCCCCUGGUUCAGGCUGGCCAGGGAGGGCAGCUCUUCAUCUACAUCCAGUCCAUCAGCUCCUACCUGCAGCCCCCCGUGGCGAUGGUGUUCAUCCUGGGCUGCUUCUGGAAAAGAGCUAAUGAAAAGGGCGCGUUCUGGGGCCUGGUGAUUGGGCUGCUGCUGGGCAUCAUCCGGCUGGUGCUGGACUUCAUCUACCCCGAGCCCCAGUGCGGAGAGAGCGACCUGCGCCCGGGCCUGGUGAAGUACAUGCACUACCUCUACUUCUCCAUGGUCCUGGCCACCAUCUCCACGCUGACCGUGCUGGUCGUGAGCCUGCUCACCGAGCCCCCCUCGGAGGAAAUGAUAAGUCGGCUUACCUGGUUCACACGUGGGGAUCCACCAGCCAAGACAGACCUAGCACUCAGCCCUUCCCCUGAUGCUGCCAAAGGAGUGUGUGAAGCUGAGCGCCCAGCUCUCCAGCUUGAUAUAAGCAUUGCUCCUGACAAUAGUUCAGAUGAUAAUAAAUGUCCCACUAACAGCAAAGGGGACUCCAAGCUGCUCACCACCCUCCUGUGGCUCUGCGGGAUGGAGCGCAAGCAGCCCAGCACCGAGACCACGGCACCGGCCAAACCCGAGCCGCUCCCCAGGGCUUGCCUAGAGGAGAAGCCGCUGGUGAAGCACGUCCUCAACAUCAACCUGCUGCUGUGCGUGUGCGCCGGCAUCUUCCUCUGGGCGUACUUCGCGUAGCGCUCGG